Calliphora vicina (urban bluebottle blowfly) is the source of this 2725-nucleotide messenger RNA. Its product is annotated as nascent polypeptide-associated complex subunit alpha, muscle-specific form-like. NCBI's taxonomy places the organism in Eukaryota, Metazoa, Arthropoda, Insecta, Diptera, Calliphoridae. The record is from RefSeq and is a predicted model, not a curated record. The transcript is spliced from 3 exons. The coding region runs from base 259 to 1800 and encodes 513 amino acids.
CUUGUUGUUUGACCCACAUCCUGUUAAUUUAUGCCCUGGCGUCAUAUAUUUUUGUUGGUGAAAUUCAGUAUUCAUUUUAAAAGCAAACAAAUAAAGUGAAAAUUAUUAUAUUAACAACAAUUUGGGGAGGCAAAGAGUUCUUGGUAAAUUUUCAACGAGUGACAGUCGCAGUUAAAAUAUACUAAAUAAAAAAAAGGAAAAAUAAAGCUUCCAGAACAAAUUUGUGGUGGAUUAAAUUGGAUUUUUGUGUUUAACAAAAUGUCUACAGCACCACGUAAAUUAGUGGUCGCUUUGAUAGUAAGUGUUUUGAUAAUAGCGGCACCAAUAUGUGAAGCCAAAAGGUCUUUGGGUGGCAGCAAUCGGAAAUCUUCAUCAGGCGGUGGUUACAGUACACGCCGUCAGCCUACCAGUGUUACUAAGCCUACUUAUAACACCAAUAGUGGUAGUAGCAGUGGUAAUUCCCAUGCUGAUGCUGCUAAACUCAGCUAUCCCAACUAUAAUUCUCAACCUAAUCGUCCGGCCAAUACUCCACCAGCGAACAAUCAGCCUAUAGGCUGGAAUGUGCCCAAUCAAGGAAAUGCCGGACCACCACCAGCCUAUUCAGCUUCGAAUGUGGCCGGAGGAGCCAAAACUAAUAUGCAUGAAGCACCACCGGUAUAUCAGAAACCCAAUUAUGGCGCAGCUCCCCCUAGUUAUAACCAAGCUACAGGUACCAACUAUGGCGCAGCACCCCAAUACAACAAUCCAGGUGCCAUGCCUGCUGGAGCUACAUAUCAUAGUCCAAAUAAUCUACCAGCUGGCGCCACAUACUAUAACAAUCCCUCUCAUGUUCCCGGAGGUUAUGGUGGCGGUGGUGGUGCUUAUCCUGCUGGAGGUUAUGGUGGUGGCUACCAUGCUCCCGGUGGCAUGCCUGCCGGCGGUAACUACUAUAAUUCGCCACAAAACUUGCCUCAGGGCGCUACAUAUUUGCCCGCUGGUAAUGCCUUGCCUCCAGGUGCUGUUCUCUAUUCCUCACCACCUCAGCAAACUUCGUCUGGUUUAGGUUUUGGUUCUGGUUUAGCUGCUGGAGCUAUAGGCGGUGCUAUAUUGGGUCAUGUUUUAACACCCACACAAACCAGAGUUGUGGAACAAGCUCCUGCUGCUGCAGCAGGCAGUAGCGAUGGUGGUCACGAUCGCAUUAUAAUCAUUAACAAUGGACAGGUAAUGAACACAACAGAUGCCAAUGGUGUUACUGUGGUUAAUACAGGAGCCACACCAGCCCCUGGAGCACCAGCUGCCGGCGAAACACCCUCACCUUUGGCCCCCAUGGCUGCAGUACCAGCCGAUAUGCCUCAGAAUGCUACUAAUGCAGCUGAUACACCAGCCAUGCCAAUGGCAGCAGCUGCUGCUCCUGUUGCAGCAGCUGAUGGUAGCCCAGCCCCUGCUAAUCCUGAACAACCACCAGCACCAGGCGGCAUUAUCUGUGUGCCAGUACGCGUUAAUGAAACUGAUCCAGCGGAUGCUACCAAAAUGAUAGAAGUUGAAAAGAUUGCCUGUUAUCCAGCUCCACCUCCACCACCUGCUGAAGCUGUAAAUCCAGCAGCUCCAGCUGCCCCAGCUACACCAGCAGAAGGCCCUGCUCCUUUGGCUCCCAUGCAACCCAUAACCGCAGGUUCUUCUUCACAGCAAUUGCAACAAGAGUCUACCAUGAUUGGUGAUCAAACCAUUAAAUCAGCCGAUAAUGCAGCUGGACUGAAAGACAACAGUUUCCUGGCCGCUCUGAUGUGCUUCGUAUUAAGCUAUUUAGUAGCUUAUAAUUAAAUUUGUUUGCAUGUUUAUGAAACUUGCAGCCUAAAAAUCGAACAAACUCAUUAUAUAUGUAUCAUUCUCAAGAAUCUUAAUGUGAAUUAAUUAAUCUGGUCAAAAUAAUUGAAUAUUACUAGCUCUUUAUUAUUGUUAUUUAAAUGUUUAGCAAAAUUGCUGCACUAAUUAAUCAAAUAUUUGUAAUUCCAAACAUGUUUAAUAGCCGUUUAAAUUAACCUUGAAUUCGAAUAUAUCUGUACGUAUUUGUAUACUCAUAAAUUAAACAAAAAACAAACGUGCAUAAUUGUAGUAUACCUCAGUGUAAAAACAAAAAAAAGCUUUAAAAUUUAUUACCUGCAUGAGUAUUUUGUUGCCAACUUGUUAAACUCUAAACUAUUUAAAACUUCCUUUAUAUAUUCUAUAGUAAGCGAAAAAAAGACCCCACAGACAAAAUAUUUUUUUUAUUUUUUUUUGUUAUUACAUUUGUUUUAUUUGCCUGUUUAAAGGACUAGACAGCCAAGCCAACAAAGAGCAUAAAUCAAUAUUAUUGUUAACCUUGUUACAACCUUCAAAAUGUUAUCAAACUUUUAACAUCUUAAUGAAUUAAAAAUAUCCUACACUCCUCCCACGCCCCUUAACAGAAUAUAUAAUUGUAAUUUAAUGGCCUUAAGUAAAUAAAAAAACAUACAUAACUGAAAUUAGGGAAUUUUUCAAAUCAAUUUUUUAUUACUUUUCAUAUUUUUACAUAUUUUUUACUUGUUAUUAUUGACUAUUUACUUUGGCAGCUUUAUUUUUUUUUUUUAUUCAAAUAACUUUAUAAUACAAUAACUAUAUUAUGUAUGUACAAUAAACGAAUAAUGAAACAUUUUGUUAAAAAUUUAUUUUUUCAAUAAAUUUGCACUUUAAAUUACUAAAAAAAAACACACCCCCAACACCACCAGCA